CUGCUGUUCACUUUGGCAUCAACAAAAGUCUAAUUAGCAAAUGGAUAGGAGACUUGAAAUCUCAGCUUGACAAUCUUAAAAACUAUAAGUCUUGUCAUGUUGGUGCUGAUAGAAAAGAGUUUUUUCUUGUUGAAGAAAAACAACUUUUUGCCUGGUUUCUUCAGAUGCAUGAGUCUGCUUUAGCCAUUACCUAUAAUAGUCUCAAGAUUGAAAUGUUAAAAAUUGUUACUGAAACUUUUGAUAUGAUGGGAAAUCUUAUAGUUGAUACAAUUGGCAAGAAAACAAUUUAUAUUUGUACUACUGGCAAGCAGUGGCCCAAAGUUAAAGAUGUACUUUCUCCCCCUCCAAAUAUCAAUAUCUCUUUUUACGAAAAAGGCUGGAUAGACAAAGAAGGGAUGAUGACUUGA
Molecule: messenger RNA, 407 nt
Organism: Acaulospora morrowiae
Lineage: Eukaryota; Fungi; Glomeromycota; Glomeromycetes; Diversisporales; Acaulosporaceae
Source: the annotation of a GenBank genome assembly